This is a messenger RNA of Chara braunii, 2599 nucleotides long. Lineage: Eukaryota; Viridiplantae; Streptophyta; Charophyceae; Charales; Characeae. The record is from the annotation of a GenBank genome assembly.
UCAGACACAACACGCUCUGCCACCACAGGGUAAUCAAGGGCAACAUCAGUUCAAAGGGCAAGGACACGGACUGGGGCAUGAAAGAGGUAGGAAUGGAGGGCGAGGAAAUGGUUAAGGAGGAAGAGGAUUCAGAGGAAGAGGAAACGGCGGACAAGGAGGAAAUUGGAGCAAUCAAGGAGGAGCUCAAUCUGGAAAUUACAAUCAGGUGGUCGGUGAUGAUCAAUGGAAGGACACUGUUUGGUCAACGAAGAAGAUUCGAGAGUCGAGACGAUACCACGGAGGUCACAGUAUAUGUCGGUUGUCCUCAGUGGUGGGAGGAUAUGAGAGCGGUGUGCAAAGUGUUGGAUCCCAUCAUGGAUAUGCUGCAGAUGGUGGACAGCGACACGAGGCAGAUUGACAAGAUUUUGCAUCGGUACGACGAAAUGAUCGUGCGUUGUUUGUCUGCAUGUGCUGCUUUUGACAAGGACGAGCAGGACGCAGUGCUCAAAGUCUUUGACAGACGCCGCACUAUGUUCAAGUCACCGACUCAUGUUGCUGCCAUGAUGUUGGAUCCCGAGUUUCGAGAGCGCACGAUGCGAGACGACGAUGAGAUGCAGCACGGUUUGAAAGUUGCUCUGGUUCAAUUCGGGUACCCAGAGGGCUCGGCCCAGCACAUCGAGGUUCUGACUGACAUUGACAAGUUUCAUGCUAGGGAGCCGCCAUUCGACGAUGUGGCCAUGGAUCAGGCGGCGUGGAGCUAUCCCCAUCCAGCUAGUUUCUGGGAGUCGAAGGAGAAGAGGUUCCCGCACACGGCCUUCUUCGUCGGCAGAAUACUACACGUAUGGCCGACCGCAUUACCUUGCGAGAGAACCUGGUCGCGCUGGAGCUUCAUCCACUCCAAAUCCCGUAACAUGUUGGAGGUGACACGGACCGAGAAGCUCGUGCGAUGCCACUGGAACCUUCGGCUUCUUGAAAGGCAGGCUAUGUCGGAUGAUGCUCCCAAUGACAGGCCGCAUCCGUAUGGGAGUUGGGUGCACUAUUGGCACCAAGUGGAGGACGAGGUGCCCACUGACCUGCAGCUUGGCUCAGGCCGAGGAGCCCAUGACGACGAUGGUGCCGGAGGCGAUGAUCGCGGUGAUGGAGGAGAUCGACCCUGCUCAACACGCAGAGACGUUGACAGAGGGUCUGGCAAGGAAGCAAGACAUUAUCUCGAUGAGGUUGACGCUGAUGCACGGAGCGGUGCAGGGGGAUCGAGACCUGGAGAUGAUGACACCAUGUGCGGCGACGGGGCUGGAGGCGAGCACCUCGCAGUUUCGGAUAAUGUUGGAGAUGGAGCGGAUGAUGACGGUGCAAGACCUAUUCUGGGCGGUGCCCUGAAGCGCUUGAAACGUGGACCAAGGGAAGGAGACACUAUCGUUUCACGUGUGCGCAAACGUCAUGGUGGGGUUGCAGGCGUUCCACAACUGCGAGUCCCUGCAAUUGAGCAGAUUCCAGUUUCUGAGGACUCUUUCAGUGAUGACGCUGAAGAGGAGCGGAUCGAGCAAGAUGAUGGGAGUGGCCAGGCGCAAAAUGAUACUCAGACUAUGCACGCGACAACUCCGACAGGGUCUUCCGCAACAAUCUUAGAAUCGCAACAGGGUUGUGCUGCUGCACUGCAGCCACUCACAUCUCCUGGCGGACCGUUAGUCUCAACUGCGGUGACUUCAGACGUGCGGCGACCACCUCCAGCGGCGGAGCAGGAGAGAAUGCUCCCACUUCGCAACGGUCAUGCAGUUCAACUUGACGUACGCAGGGAGGUGGUUGCUAUGUCGCAAUCAGACACACAUGGACCCCAUGCAUACGACACCGUAUCGCGGCCACCACCUGCAUUGGUGGAGGGGACUGUUGUUGCGUAUCCAGACGCUGAUCUCCCGAAAGGGGAGAUCUCACACACUCCAGCACCCGAGAAGAGCGUCGCAGGCCAUGUCGGUCUCGCAUGCCCCACCGACAGUCUUCCGGGUACCGGAGAGUUAUCGGCCAUGGACUCGGUGCUCGUCUCUCUCCUGGCCUUAGCGACUUUGAUAUUUCCUGGUCUACCCCACGUGUCACCGCCCAACCCACAUCAGCCUGUCGCCAUAGAGCGAGGGCCAGACGCGUUUGAUGAGUUUGGAGGCGAUACAAUCACGGUGUGCCCAACGGUGUCUGCCAUGCCCACAGUUUUCCGUGUUGGCAGACCUCACGACGUAGACCUCGGUAUGGACGAGACGGCGACGCGACACCUCCACGACGGUCACCGCAGCAUCGCACAACGUAGUUUGUCCGAUUCGUUCGAUGACGCGGAGGAUGGUGGUUUUGCUGCAUUCGCCGCAGUCGAAAGAGCAGCAAGACCUUCGCGUCCGCCGUCAGACUCAGAGCAUCAAUUCAUCAGCGCGACUACCGGCGCAGUUGCUGGCGUUCCCGCUACGAACACCACCGACGCGACAUAACAGUCUGUGGUGGGGUCAUCGGCGACAACGUGGCGCGAGAAAGCUACUGUUUUGCCGGCAGUGGCAUUCUAUACCAGCGGGACAACCAGUCGGGGGUUGGACCACAAGCGGUUAUCGGGGAGCUGAAAAUUCAAGAAUGAAAAUUUUGAAGUGAG